ACAACCACAAAACAGUCCACAGCCAGCUGCACACGACAAAAUAUGAGCUGUGUUCUGAAGCCUGCAACAUAGACCAUCGUUCUUUUCUCGUGCAAGAUGGCGACUAGUCGUGCUGAAGCGGCGUUCUGUCUCGGGCAGCAGUGCCUGUCCGUGCCGAUGGCGAUGUUCGCCGACAACCGGCGGCGGCUGUGCGAGCGGCUGCGGCGGAACGACAAGGUUCCGGACGGGUCGUACGUCCUGCUGCAGGGCGGGGAGAGCCAGAACCUGUACUGCAGCGACAAGGAACUGAUCUUCCGCCAAGAGUCGUAUUUCCACUGGCUGUUUGGUGUUCUGGAGCCGGGGUGUUACGGCGCGGUGGAAGUCGCGACGGGAAAGGCGUCUCUCUUCAUCCCGAAGCUCCCGGCAGAGUACGCGGUGUGGAUGGGGAAGAUCCACCCUCCGGAGCACUUCCGUGACAAGUACGCCUUCGAUGAUGUGUACUUCACCUGCGAUAUCGCACAGGUCCUCGCUGAUAAGAAGCCGGCUGCGCUUCUGACCCUCCUUGGCGUGAACACGGACAGCGGUACCACGUGUCGCGAGGCGGCUUUCGACGGGAUCAGCGAGUUCAACGUGAACAACAAACUGCUGCACCCCGAGAUCAUGGAGUGCCGCGUUAUCAAGUCCCCCAUGGAGAUAGAGGUGCUCAGGUACACCAACAGGAUCAGCAGUGAGGCUCACAAGGAAGUGAUGAAAGCCAUCCGGCCGGGCAUGCAUGAGUUUGAGCUGGAGUCACUGUUCCAGCACUACUGUUACAGCAACGGGGGCAUGAGGCACGUGGCCUACACCUGCAUCUGUGCCUCAUCCAACAACGCUGCCACAUUGCACUAUGGACAUGCAGGUGCUCCUAACGACCGCCUGAUUAACGAUGGGGAGAUGUGCCUGUUUGACAUGGGCGGGGAGUACUACUGCUACACCUCAGACAUCACCUGUUCCUUCCCUGCCAACGGGAAGUUCACGGCCGACCAGCGGAUGAUCUACGAGGCAGUUCUGCGCUCUAAUCGUGCCGUCAUGGCCGCCUGCAGGCCAGGCGUGUCGUGGCCGGAGAUGCAUCGCCUGUCAGAGCGGGUUCUACUGCAAGAGCUGCGAGACGGCGGGCUGCUGCAGGGAGAGGUCGACGACAUGAUGAAGGUGCACCUGGGUGCAGUGUUCAUGCCCCACGGACUGGGCCACUUCAUGGGCUGUGACGUGCACGACGUUGGAGGCUUCCCAGAGGGGGUCGAGCGCAUCAACGAGCCGGGAAUACGCAGCCUUCGCACCACCAGGGCACUGGAGGAAGGAAUGGUCCUGACGAUCGAGCCUGGCUGUUACUUUAUCCCUGCACUUUUGGAACCAGCACUGCAGAAUCCAGAACAGGCGCGCUUCUUCAACACAGAGGCCAUCCAACGCUUUCAGGGCACUGGUGGCGUGCGAAUUGAAGACGAUAUUGCCAUCACUGCCGACGGCUGCGAGCUGCUGACCUGCGUCCCACGUACGGUUGAGGAGAUCGAGGCACUGAUGGCCGAGGGCAGGAGGGAGCCCUUGGCAAGCAAGUAGGGAGACCCCCCUAACAACUCUGUGGGGAGACCAUGGCUACUGCGGUGUGAUACCGUAGUUAUGGCAGAAAGUGUUAAGAGUAAAAAAAAAAAAUUGUGCUUAAGAAAUUAUUAUCUGCUUGUUUUACUUUGUUGCUGAAUGAUGAAUGGACAGCAGAAGAAGCCUGGUACAUUCCUGCCUUUUUAAACGUUAUAGACAAAAUCAAAUAUGUUUCUAAUCCUAUGUUAAGAAAGGAAGCGAUAUCUAAUUGUUGCCAGAAAACUAUAAAAAUUUAAGAGAAAUCUAGUGGAAUAUAGUGCCUUAUAUUGUAAGUUUUAUGGCUGAUGUUUUCAAAUAUAUGUGUCUGAUAAACCCACCGACUUUAUAUUGGCCAUGAUGAAGUUAGAUCAUAUUCUGAUGAUGUUUAAAGUUCAAACCUAAUGAUUGAUUGUCACUAAUACCAAACUAGAGCUAAGGAAACAAGAAAGCUUCUGAAAAAAGCUGGCCGGUGCAUAUUUUGGAAAAAGCCUGGAUGUUAAACAAAAUCACAUGAAAAAAAGAGUUUUUAAACAUCGAAUUACUGAAUUGGUCUGUCUUCUAUUAAAAAAACAUUACAUGAGAUUUGUCUAACAAAGAAAAAAAAUUGUUACAAGUGGGGUUCGAACCCACAGUCCACGGCUGCAAAAGCAAAUCACUAUAUCCACCCAGCGCGUAGACCGCUCCGCCACGCUGGCUGAUUGCGUAAUCGUGCGUAUAGAAGGGCUAUAAGAAAAGUUUGGUUAAAUUGACCGAUCCAUGCAUCCAUGGUUGAACUAACUGCUUCUCUCGCCUCUAAGCAGGUGCUACGCAUCGGCAAAAAAUGUGCAUCUGAUUAUGGUCCUGAAAAAAUUAGAUAGGAAUUAUCUUUUUACAGAUUUAAGCUGAAGUGAUCCAACAAAUACUCUUUACAGUGUAAAGCUGAAAUUUAUCAGUAUACUGGUAUUUUCACAAAUUCACAUGUUGUAAGUACAUGUAUAUACAGAUACACAUUGUACAAUCACAAAUGUCAAUUUCAAGCAAAAUGAGUAUAUAACACAUGAGGAAAACAAUUCUGCAAAAUUUUUGUCACUUAGAUAAAAAGAUAAAGCAAAAUUUCCCAAGCCAGCGCUUACAAUCAACCAAAAAAGGCUUUUGCUAGGGUCACAGUGGAAACACAGCAUUUUUUCUUAGUCCUUGCUAACUCAUAUGCAUGUUAUUCCUUGUCACUUAACAGCUAACCAACAUGUUGCCUUUCAUAGAUGUCUUGUUGGGAUUAGAUAACAGAGACCUGUUUCUGAAUCAAUGGAUCCCCUCGAAUAGCAGCACAAUGUGCUAUAUGACAUGCAGCAUGGGUCAUCGUAUUUCCUCUGGUAGUAUUGUUAAAGUUAUUAACUUUAACAAUACUACCAGAGGAAAACUUAUGGUUGUAAUUGCAAAGUUACAAUUGAAUGUGCCUAAUUCCUGUGUUCAUUGUUACCUUGAUACCUUAGGUGUACAGAACAUUAACUGUAAUGUCAGCAAUUAGUGUUACCAAAUCACUAACUGAUAAAAAAAGUCAAAGAAAUAUUUGCUUCUGUGCAAUUAUUUUGAUCACCAAUAUUAAUACUACUAUUGAUAGCAAUAUGUGCCAAAUAAAAUUGCCUAUCUGAUGAUAA
This is a messenger RNA of Branchiostoma floridae (Florida lancelet), 3224 nucleotides long. Its product is annotated as xaa-Pro dipeptidase-like. The transcript is spliced from 9 exons. Gene Ontology annotation, molecular function: metalloaminopeptidase activity; manganese ion binding. The coding region runs from base 97 to 1572 and encodes 491 amino acids. The record is from RefSeq and is a predicted model, not a curated record. NCBI's taxonomy places the organism in Eukaryota, Metazoa, Chordata, Leptocardii, Amphioxiformes, Branchiostomatidae.